UCCGAAGAAAGGCUGGUUGAGUUGACACAGACACAGGAAUGCACUUACAUUAAAACAUCUCGACACAUCUUCGUCACGCACGCACACACGCACCUGCAUGGCAUGCCCCUACGUGGCAUGCCGCAUACGUUAGUGAGGCCUGCGGGCCGGGCCCCUUCCAUCCUUGCUUCCAUCGUCUGCUGUCUUCUACCCUACCAGCGUGUGCAUGAUAAGAUGGCCUACCGAAUCAUCCACACACGACGCCUCAGCUCUCCUGGCCUCGCCUCGCCUAUCUAGCCACUCUUGCAUCAUGCACUCAGAGGCAACUCGGCAGCCAUCCUCUAGCUGUCCAUGCCGUGUCGGCUCGUACAAAUAUCAAAUUGCUGGUCUCGCUGGCUGCGCCGCACACUCACACACGCAUACACAAACACGCGCACAUGCCCGCCCGCCAGAUGAUAGAAAAACGACCUUGUCCCCAUACAUACACAUCAGUUAAACCGAUGGAUGGAUGCCGGUGGGCUGUGGCUGGCUGGCUGGCUGGCUGUCUGGCUGGCUGGUCGUGCGCAUGAGUGAGACAGAGAGAAGGGGAGAGAGAUAUGGGGAGGGGGAGGGGGAGGGGCGAAUGGGUACAGCACACGACUACUAUGAGCCGACUCCAUUGUUGAGAGUGCUCGUCGACAGCUUAUCCAGGUCAAGCUCUACACACAGAAUAAACCCAUACACACGGACAAAUAUAUGCUCUCUCGCUGGCCGGGUGCCCGGCAGGGCAGGGCAGGGCAGCGCUUGCCUGCGUAUUUGGCGUCAGGUGGUAGCUGCGCCUUCUUCUUCUUGAGGUAGUUGAGCGUCGCGUUGAAGUUCUUUCGAGGCUCCGUCAUCGAAUCUGGGCAGACCACACCACACCACACCACACACGGGACACGCACACACGUGGGCAAAGGCUUCGCAUAGGCCAUGCAUGGACGCAUCUACCCUCAUCAGCGUAGGUGACUUGUUCGUUGCAGAGCUCCAUCAGGUGAGAGAUGUAAGACACCGUUAUCUGCACCAACGAUAGAUGGGAUGACACAACAGAGAGAGAAAGAGAGAGAGAGAGAGACGUCCAUCCAGGUGUCCAAGGGCCCUUGCUGCCGCUCACGUGGUGGUUUUCCUGCUCGUAGUAGUAAAUGUACUUGUCGAGAAUCUCCACAAACAGCGCCACGUGCGCCGGGGAGGACUGAAUCGCCACAUCUGAUCGAAUCGACACACACCGACAGUGUUUCUCUAAAUGUGUUGAGUUGUGUGUGUCCAGCCUGCCUGUCGACCUGCGAUUUUCAGGGCCUUCUGCAGGCACUCGAGCACUCUCUGGGGGUUGCGCCUUAGUGGCUGCACAGACGCACACACGCACCCGCACAGACAGGGGGUGUAUUUCUUCUGGCUGAGUGGGGGUGCGUUACGUUGUUCCAGAAGAGGUGUGAGCAGACGAGAAUGGCUCUGCACUGGUCGGGCUUCUUGAGCAGCUUGGCGCCGUGCUGAGUGAUGUUGGCCGCCUGAUGGAUGGAUGGAUCAACACACACAUAUGAGGUGUUGGUGUGUGUGUGUGGGUUGACCCUGACUGACCAGUGUGUCGUAGUUGUCGGGCUCGAGGCACGUGACGUGGCUCGACAGAGUGCCAACCAUCAUCAGGAUGCCUGUGGGUGGCACACAGUGAGUGACCUCCACCUCGACCGACCCACCCGUGCGUGUGUGCAUACCUUGGAACUGUGCCCUGCUGUCGGACAGCUCCUCCUCGUAGCACACCAACGCUUGUGUCACGAACUGGCCCAUCCAUCCGAUGCAUAACACAUAACACAAUGAACUGUCAACUGCCCAUCUUACCUCGUAGCAGAUGGGCUCGAAGCUGCCUGGGUUGAUAGCGUCGCACUUGUUGGCCAUCACCGCCGCUUGCAGGAACAGACGGAGGGCUACCUCGGGCGCACACGACACCAGCUCCGUGCAGGUCUGAUGGAGGACAGAUGUAGAUGUCAGAUGGAGACAUGUGUGGUGCACUGCACACCACACCACACCACAUGCCAGCCUCUGGCACGCUCACCCUGUGGACGAACUGGAAGACCUUCUUGAGUGUGUAUGAGGGGGGGGCCACACCCUGACAGACAGACACACAGACAGACAGACAGCGACAAAGGCAAGGCAAACACACGAUGUGAUGCUCUGUUUCCCGCCUGCCUGUCACCUCCCUCCCCACGCACCACACCGACCUCGAUGCCGCUGGCGGCGUCGAUCUCCCUCUGUUGUAUCCGUGGGAUGAGCUGGAGAGCAGCCGCCACAGUGGGGGGGAGGGUGUGCACCAUACGACGGGGACCGCCCUUGCCUAAUCAAUGAAUGAAUACCAUCCAUACAUCCACACACCAACACACCCGGCUGGCUGGCUGGCCUCGUGUGCGCGGCGCUGGCUCAGCUCACCGAAUGCGUUUCUGGCAGUGGUGUACAUGGCGAAGACCUGGUCGGUGUCGUCAUGUCGGAUGGCAUGUAUCAGCCGGCACACCUGCUGCUGCUCAGACGCAAACUCCUCGGCGUCGACCUCCUCGUCCAACGGGCUGUCCUGCACACACAACAGAUACAUACAGACCAUCACGUGUACCACGUCGUGGGGCACGGCGUGUGGUGUCGGUGACCUCUUCGUCUCUGAUGAGUGGUGUGAUGAAGCUGAAAAAUCGCUGCACGGCGUCCGGCUCGUCGAGGGGCGUCCCCGCAGCCAGCACCGUCCGCACCAUCGAUAUCGCAACUGCAUCAAGCAAACAAACACACAACAAACACACACACACACACAUGGACCCCCUCUGCACACCACACCACACCGCACACUGACCCUGUUUCCUGGUACGGAAGUUGAGGAAUUUCAUGAGGUUGGUGUAGUGGUCCAUUUCCAGGAUCGACAGCGACAGCGACUUGAGCGGUGUGGCCAGGAGCUCCACCACGCUGUCCACGCCCUUGCCCUCCAGCUUGCGCUUGGGGCCGCCCUCACCCCCACCUCCCGACGCCUCCUUGUCCUUGCCGUUGGUCGCCACCCCUGGCCCAGACGGGCUGCCGUAGAUGCGCGACAGCAGCGUCACGGUCGAGCCGAGAAUGAGAUCCACAUAGUCCACCUGAGAAGGACACAGACAGACAGACGGUGGGUGGAUGGUGUACGUCUGGUCGUGGUGGUGGGUGUUGGUGUUGGUGUGUGUGUUGCACUCACUCGUUCGGGGUAGAGUGUGAGUGUGAAGGUGAGAAAGGCCACCUGCAGCUCUAACAGACCUGACGGGUCCACCUGAGAACCUGAUCAUGCCACACCAACCAGCCAGCACAUUGCAGUGAUGGAUUCCUUCUAGUGCGGUGUGGCGUACCCCUGUCAGUGGGUCCGUUGAUGGCUGUGGCGCCUGGUGCUGUGGCUGGUGGUGGCGCGGGGACGGGGCGGUCGAUGAGCUCGUUGAGGUGGCGGCGAAACAAACCGAAGAUGUCCACACCCUCGGGCACAGCCUGACGGAUGGGAUGCGACACACACACGCCAUAAGUGUGGCAAUGAAGGGGUGUGUGUGUGUGUGUGUGGCUGCGUACGUCCGGGUUAGCCGAGACGAAGUUGGCAAGCCUCUUCAUCAAAUUCACCAAAAUCGGCUUCAAAUCAACUGACAUAAAGAGAGAGAAAGGCACACAGCACAGCACAGCUCAGCAUAGCGAGAAGUGAACAGCCGGCAAGGAGAGUGGUCUCUCCCCUCGUCUGGUCUGACCCACCUGAGGGCAGGACCCUCAUGCACGCGCUCAGGAACUGGUCCAGCGUGCGAAGAUGGCACUCAUCGCUGAACACUGACAAACACACACACCACACACAGCCACUCGUCAACAGACCGGUCUCCCCCCUCCCCCCCCCCUCUCCCCUCUCCCCUCUCCCCUCUGUGUGCAAGCAAUGGUCAGUCAGUCACCUUGUAUGAUGCAGUCGAGCAGGUACUGCUGCGCCAUGGUGUCCUUGGUGCUCGCCAUCUCCUCCAGUAUCUUGGGGAGCGCCACAUCAGCAUAAAAGUCGCGUGUCAUGCCCUCGAGCUGCGACAGCCGCACCAGGUUGGCCCCCACCAGCACGCGCAGGUCGUGCCUCUCCCUCUCCCGCCGCUGCCGCUCCUUGGCCGAGCCGCUGUGCUGGAUGCGCGCCCACAGCCGGGUGGCCUCGGUGAAAUUCGUCAGCAGGAAGUCGAAGGCGUCAUUCACCGAUCCACCCUCCUCACUGUAUGUACAGUGGGUGACACCCACACCCACAGAGAGAGAGAGAGAGAGGGGUUUCGUGUGUGUGUGUGUGUAGGGAGGGAGGGAGGGAGGGAGGGAGGAGGAGGGUGCUUUGCUUUGCUUACGAUUCGUAUUCGCUGCCGGUGUCCGGUAGUUUGUCCUUGCACAUUUGCGUGAGGUAGUACCUGAGAAAGAGCCCCCUCAUUGGGUGCUGGACGCCCUUGCACAGCUCGGUCAUGUCCUUGAGGAUGUCCUUUGCCGGCGCCUCCUUGCUCUUGAUGUAGCUGGCCCCCACAGUGAUGAGCAGGUACAGACGCGGCAGGAUGUUGCCCGCGUGCUGAACCGACUCGUACAGAUCAGACAUCUUGCGGCUGUGCCUCUGACGUUCCGUAAAAAAGCCAGCCAGGUGCUGCAGCUCCUGAAACACCUGCAUGUCUGCAGCCAGCAGACAGACACACGACAGACACGUGGAGAGAGAGGGGGAGAGGGGAUGUGUGUUGGCCUGUGUGGCCUGUGUUGUGUGUGUCGGAUGGCGCACAGAGGUCAUAGUAGUUCUUGGGCGACAGCAGUGACGUCCGCAGUUCGCAUAUCAUGUUGGAGGCAUGCUUCAAAGCGUCACGAAUGUUCUCAUUGUCCUGACAACCACACAGACACACACACACACACACGCCCACGGCAACACACACACACAGAGAGAGAUCAGAUCUGCCGUCAUGUCCGCUGUUGGUUGUGUGCUUACGAUAGCGCGUUUCAUGUAGAAUGCCUGCUCCUUGACCACCGCAGUGGCCUCAUCCAGGAGCCUCUCCUGCUCCUGCUCCAUCAUCACACGACAGACGGACAGAUGGAUGCCAGAUCAGCUCACUGAUCCGCCCGGCUGAUCGGUUCGCCUGAUGCUUGCGCCCUUCCUCUGAGGCAGCGGGACUUGGAAGGAGCGAGCUUGCGCAGAUCUUUAUGGGCUUGUUGUCUGUCUUAUCAGCCUGUUGACGUCAGUGCUUCUGCCCUUUGUGUGCUGCUGUGUGCCUGUUGCAUGUUAAGGUGCACUGCUACACCC
Messenger RNA from Vitrella brassicaformis, 5257 nucleotides. The record is from the annotation of a GenBank genome assembly. Lineage: Eukaryota; Vitrellaceae.